Oncorhynchus keta (chum salmon) is the source of this 2858-nucleotide messenger RNA. RefSeq names its product UDP-glucuronosyltransferase 2C1-like. Lineage: Eukaryota; Metazoa; Chordata; Actinopteri; Salmoniformes; Salmonidae. Gene Ontology annotation, molecular function: UDP-glycosyltransferase activity. The transcript has 2 exons. The record is from RefSeq and is a predicted model, not a curated record. The coding region runs from base 61 to 1815 and encodes 584 amino acids.
UCUACGGCCUUGAAACACAGGAAUAGCAGGAGAAUUUGAAAAUUGUUGGAGCCAACGCGGAUGUCUAGAGACUAUACUGAUUUCGCCUCUUCCUCUCUGAUUUCCGAGAUUAUUACAAAUACCUUCGAACUGAUUUAUAGACAGACGGGCUCUGAAAUAGCCUUCAUUCCAAAUUCUUUGGAUGAAAACCGGAACGUAAAAUUGAUGCAUGCUUAUGUGAAGCAGCUCGUGAAGAUGUGUCUCCCUGGUAUCUUCAUUGUUACCCUGUUGACCCACUCUAUUCCUGCUGUCCAUGGUGGGAAAGUCCUGGUGUUUCCUCAAGACGGCAGCCACUGGGUCAACAUGAAGGUCAUUAUUGAAGCGCUGCAUUCAAGAGGUCACAGUGUGUCAGUAGUACGGCCAUCAGACAGCUGGUACAUCAAGGAAACCUCUCCUCACUACAGUUCAAUCACAAUUGAUAAUCCAGGUGGAGCUGAUGAGGAAUUCUUUCGCUCAUUUGUGUCAAGACUAAUACAGAUAAAGAGAGAGGGAAACUCUGCUUGGAGUCGUUUUAGUUUAGACAUGGAGUUGAAGGACGGGUUUUCUGAAAUGCACCGCAAAGUGUGUGAGAUGACAAUCAAAAUGUUAGAGAAUAAACAGUUGAUGCAGUCUAUUAGAGAAACCAAGUAUGACUUGGUUCUGGCAGACCCAUUAAAUGGGGGAGGCAUUGUGCUGGCGCACUAUUUAAAUUUGCCACUUGUUUUCAAUGUUAGAUGGACUAUAGGCGGUGAGGGUCAUUUUGUUAUUGCUCCCUCUCCACUAUCUUAUGUUCCAAUUGCUGCUGCAGAGUUAACAGACAAGAUGAGUUUUUUUCAGAGGGUCCGUAACUUCCUUGUUUAUAUCAUCAGGCAGCACCUGUACAGACAGACAAUAGGAUCUCAUUAUUCUGCUUUAGUUAAUCGUUACUUUGGUCCUGAGGUCGACUACCUCUCAUUGUUUCAAGCUGCUGAUUUAUGGCUCAUGAGAGUUGACUUUGUGUUUGAGUUCCCUCGUCCCACCAUGCCUAAUGUUAUAUAUAUGGGAGGGUUCCAAUGUAAACCUGCCAAGCCUCUUCCCCAAGAACUAGAGGAGUUUGUUCAGAGUUCUGGGGUGCAUGGAGUCAUUAUCAUGUCUUUGGGGACUUUAAUUGGGCAGCUUCCACAUGAUAUAGCUUAUGAGAUAGCUGUUGCUUUUGCCCAACUGCCUCAGAAGGUAAUCUGGAGGUAUAAAGGAGACAGGCCAGCUACUCUGGGUAACAACACCUUACUAGUUGACUGGAUGCCUCAGAAUGAUCUUUUAGGACACCCUAUGACAAGGCUGUUUGUAGCUCACGGAGGAACAAAUGGGAUUUUCGAGGCUAUCUACCACAGUGUUCCAAUAGUAGGCCUUCCUCUGGUGUUCGACCAAACUGACAAUCUUUCUAGAAUGAAAGUGAAGGGUGUAGCAAAGGUUGUGGAUUUAGCAACACUAGAUAGAAACAUAUUCUCCCAGGCCUUACAGGAAGUUCUGGAUGAGCCAUCCUACAGGACGAACAUGCAGAGACUCUCCAGGCUACACAGGGACGUGCCAAUGGAGCCCCUGGACACUGCCCUCUUCUGGAUUGAGUUUGUCAUGAGACACAAAGGUGCUGCUCACCUGCGUACAGAGUCCUACAGAAUGCCCUGGUACUCCUACCACUCUGUAGAUGUAAUGGUCUUUUUACUGACUGUUGUGUUAUUUACUCUGCUGGCUUUCAUUGGCAUUAUCAGAUGUUUCUGUUGCAGGUCAUGUUUGAAAAUGAAAAUGAAAAAGGAAUGAUUAUGGCUUUCAUCUGUAUACAGUGUGGUACAACAAUAUGUUUUUACUUGUCUCACUCAUUAUACUUUUUGUUCACAUGAUAAAUAUAUGUGGCAUUGAUGUAGACAUACAGUAUUGUCGACAGAUGUUUUAUCUAUUUGCUUUUUGAGGAUUUUGCUAAACUUACAACUGUACUUUAACUGUUCAGCCCAUUUAACUGUUCAGCCCAUUUAAUCAAAGGUUUGAAUAGGAAAGUCCAAAUGUGCACUUUAGAGCAACAACCAAGUCAUGAGGUCAAAGGAAUUAUCUGUAAAGCACAGAGACAAGAUUGUGUCACGGCACAGAUCUGGGGAAGGGUACCAAACAUUCUUUGGGCAGCAUUAAAGGUCCCCAAGAACACAGUGGCCUCCAUCAUUCUUAAAUGGAAGAAGUUUAGAACCACCAAGACACUUCCUAGAGCUGGCCGCCCGGCCAAACUAUGCAAUCGGGGGAGAAGGUCCUUGGUCAGGGAGGUGACCAAGAACCAGAUGGUCGCUCUGACAAAGCUCUCGAGUUCCUCUGUGGAGAUGGGAGAUACAACAAAUUGUAAUUCAUAACAUAUCAUACACAAAUUCGUAACAUAUCAUCCGAAUUGUAAUUCAUAACAUAUCAUACGAAAUGGAGGAUGCAUGUCAACAACAACAUAAUUAAUCUUAAACUGCAUCAAUGAUUGCCUAAUAUAGAACUAACUUGUGUUUAAAUCUACCCCACAUGAUAGGGAGAAUUGGAUAAAUUGAAACCUUGUCAUAUAGAUAACAUAAUGCAUGGUGGGAGGGAGCUUAAACACAAAGUCAUCUCUCAUGAGCCAUAGAUCAGCCCCCUGUAAUAACUCAUAGAAGUCCAAACCUGGUUGGAAAAACUCAUCACAAACAGCCUGGUAAUGUGGCUGGAGAGUCAACCUGUCGUAAAGAGUAAAUAGCAAAUAUAAAAUCAUAUCCUUUACUCUCUCUCUCUCUCUGUGAAAGUCAUUUUGUCUGAGUGCCCUGAUAAAGUUAUUGAAAUGUACGACAUUGGUCAUGGCGCAA